Manihot esculenta (cassava) is the source of this 2478-nucleotide messenger RNA. RefSeq names its product long chain acyl-CoA synthetase 4. The transcript has 19 exons. The coding region runs from base 251 to 2227 and encodes 658 amino acids. Gene Ontology annotation, molecular function: long-chain fatty acid-CoA ligase activity. The record is from RefSeq and is a predicted model, not a curated record. Gene Ontology annotation, cellular component: membrane; endoplasmic reticulum. Gene Ontology annotation, biological process: fatty acid metabolic process. NCBI's taxonomy places the organism in Eukaryota, Viridiplantae, Streptophyta, Magnoliopsida, Malpighiales, Euphorbiaceae.
AUUAACCCAAUCAGAUGUGAAUUCUUUGUCACGACUCAGAAAAAAACUGGAGUUGGUUUGGUCCCGUAAUCUCUCUCUCUCUUCUAGUAGGAAAGCAGCACCUUUGCUUUUCUAAUUUACGUGUUUCUCUCCUCUCCGGCCACCCACAGCCUUCUACUUUAUACACAACACGUUUACGUGCAGAUCCACAUAAAUAUACACAUUUACACAUAGCCACCCUCAGAGGACUGAUUCAUCUCCUCAGAUAAAAAUGGCGCAGAUGAAGUAUCUUAUAGAGGUCGAGAAACCAAAGGAUGCUCUGGAUGGGAGGCCUUCUGUUGGUCCUGUUUAUCGCAGUGUCUUUGCUAAGGAUGGAUUUCCUCCUCCGAUUCCCGGAAUGGAUAGUUGCUGGGAUAUUUUCCGCUCAAGCGUUGAGAAGUAUCCUGACAAUCCCAUGCUUGGUCGACGGGAGAUUGUGAAUGGAAUGCCUGGACAAUAUGUGUGGAUAACCUACAAACAAGUAUAUGACUUGGUGAUCAAAGUUGGUAAUUCAAUUCGGAGCCGUGGUGUUGAACCGGGAGGGAAAUGUGGUAUUUAUGGUGCAAAUUGCUCAGAAUGGAUAGUAAGCAUGGAGGCCUGCAAUGCUCAUGGGCUUUUUUGUGUUCCUUUAUAUGACACCUUAGGAGUUGGUGCUGUGGAAUAUAUCAUAUGCCAUGCAGAGGUCUCAAUUGCUUUUGUAGAAGAAAAGAAAAUUCCUGAGUUGUUGAAAACAUUUCCAAAUUCAACAAAAUACAUGAAAACAAUUGUGAGCUUUGGGAAGGUUGCACCUGAACAAAGAGAACAGAUCGAGAACUUUGGUUUAACAGUCUAUUCCUGGGAGGAGUUUUUAAAACUGGGGGAAGAUAAACAGUAUGAUCUCCCAGUGAAAAAGAAAAGUGAUAUCUGUACAAUAAUGUAUACCAGUGGUACAACUGGUGAUCCAAAGGGAGUAAUGAUUUCAAAUGAUAGUAUCGUUACUAUUAUAGCUGGGGUGAACAAGAUACUUGAGUGUGUGAAUGAACAGUUGAUUACAAAGGAUGUAUAUCUUUCUUACCUUCCUCUUGCGCAUAUCUUUGAUCGGGUGAUUGAGGAGCUAUUUAUUUCACAUGGUGCCUCUAUAGGAUUCUGGCGAGGGGAUAUCAAAUUAUUACUUGAAGACAUUGGGGAGCUCAAACCAACUAUUUUCUGUGCUGUGCCCCGUGUAUUAGAUAGAAUACGUUCAGGUUUGAUGCAGAAGAUUGCUUCAGGGAGCUUCUUAAAACAGAAGUUGUUCAAUGUAGCAUACUCAUACAAAUUAAAAUCUAUGAAGAAGGGGCAUUCACAUGAUGAGGCAUCUCCACUUUGUGACAAAAUUAUCUUUGAUAAGGUAAAACAAGGCUUGGGCGGAAAUGUACGGCUUAUUCUAUCUGGAGCAGCACCUCUUGCUAUCCAUGUAGAAGCUUUCCUGCGGGUGGUCUCAUGUGCUCAUGUUUUGCAAGGAUAUGGUCUUACGGAAACCUGUGCAGGUACAUUUGUCUCACUACCAAAUGAAAUGACAAUGCUUGGUACAGUGGGUCCUCCUGCACCAAAUGUGGAUGUAUGCCUAGAAUCUGUUCCUGAAAUGAAUUAUGAUGCUCUUUCAAGCACUCCACGUGGAGAAAUUUGUAUAAGGGGGAAAACUCUGUUUUCUGGUUACUACAAACAAGAAGACCUCACCAAAGAGGUCCUUAUUGAUGGAUGGUUCCAUACAGGAGAUAUUGGUGAAUGGCAACAUGAUGGAAGCUUGAAAAUUAUUGACCGCAAGAAGAACAUAUUUAAACUUUCACAAGGAGAAUAUGUUGCAGUUGAAAACUUGGAGAAUAUUUAUGUUCUUGCUUCUGCAGUUGAUUCGAUAUGGGUUUAUGGGAAUAGCUUUGAAUCGUUCCUUGUCGCUGUUAUUAACCCCAAUAAUAAUGCUCUUGAAAAUUGGGCAAAAGAGCAUGGCGUGGGAGGAGACUUCAACUCCCUUUGUGAAAAUCCAAAGGCAAAAGAAUACAUACUUGGAGAGCUCUCAAAGACCGGCAAAGAAAAAAAGCUAAAAGGUUUUGAAUUUGUAAAGUCUGUGCACCUUGAUCCGGAGCCAUUUGACAUAGAACGCGACCUCCUUACUCCGACUUAUAAGAAAAAGAGGCCUCAAUUGCUCAAGUACUAUCAGGAUGUUAUUGACAAGAUGUACAAAAGCGCAAGCUAACCCACUGUCUGAAAGGAGGAUCUCAAAGGUUCUGAUGUUCAAAAAGCCCAGACCAGUGGUCGCAAUUUUGUUUUAAUUCCCCUCUAGUUACAGUAGGUAUGGUUAUUAAUGGAAUUGCAAUUUGUGGACCAAAAGUAGUGUCUUUGAAAGGCUAUGUCCAAUGACAGAAAAUUGUGUAAAUGGAGUUUAUGCAAAUUUCGUAGAUAUUUUUUAAUUGCUCGUUAAUAAAUUGAGGUUGCUAGAUAGUGCAA